UGGGGGGAGGCAGGCGCUCAGCGCAGGCCGCCGCGCUGCCCCCUGCUCCGAGCCGGGCGCCAUGGCCCGAGGUGGCCCCCGCCGCUCUGCCACCCCCUAAGGCCUCCCCGCCACCCUCCCGCCAUGGCCCGGGGGGCCGGCGAGGCGGCCGCGGAGGAGGAGCUGGGAGAUGACAGCCUGUCUGUGAUUACCUGUGAAUCAGAUACAGAAACGAAGUUAAAGAAGAAAAUAUUUCACAAGCCUCCAAAGUCACCAAAGUCUCCAUACAGCUCUAGCACACAACUGUAUCCUAAAAAAGCUGCAGUUUGGCGAUCUCUGCAGGGAACAGGCAGUGCACGUCUUGAGAGUGCAGCUGUAAAAAAUCCAAGACACAUGUGGCUGGGAUCACUGAAACAAGGAACGAGUCAUUCUCUGAAAUCAGAUGCUGACAUGGGGCAUAUACGAACUAACAUUUCUAGUAGCACUCCAGAAUAUUUGAAGGAAGCUCUAGGAAUGAAGAAGCCAAAACAUUCUCGUUCUUCUAGUAAUGGCUACAUUCCUGGAACUCCUGACUACAAAGAAAAAGAAGAUAUGUAUGAUGAAAUUAUAGAGCUGAAAAAGACAAUACAAGCUCAGAAAAAUGAGGGAGAUAGAAUGAAAACUAAGCUCCGUCGACUAGAAGAAGAGAACAAUAGAAAGAAUAAACAGAUUGAACAACUGUUGGAUCCUUCCAGGGGCUCUGAGCUGGCACGAGCUUUGUCAGAAAAGACGACUGAUAAUGGAUGGGUGGUUAGUGGAUUAAAGCAGAAGAUUUUCAAGCUAGAACAACAGUGCAAGGAGAAAGACAACACUAUUAACAAAUUCCAGGCAGACGUGAAGACCACUAAUUUGGAAGAAAUGAGGAUAGCUAUGGAAACUUACUAUGAAGAGGUUCAUCGUCUCCAACUCCUCCUGGCAAAAUCUGAGACUAUGAGGAAAAAUACAGAGGGCAGAGAUACCCAAAAACGGCUAAAGGCACUGAAUGCUGCUGUCCUGAGAUUAUCCAGGAACAUCAAGGAAUUGCAGGAUGAGAAUCGAAGGCUGAAAGAAGAUCUUGAUCAUGUACUGAGUAGUUCUCCUCCUUCCAGUAAAACAAAAAAUUAUAGUGAGUGGAGCAGACAGAGGCUGGUGAGGCGGAUUUCAGAACUAGAAGAGAAAGUAUGUGCCAUGGAGAACACGAGGGUGUCAUCAGCAGAUAGUGAGUCAUCACGGUUACUGGCUGUGUCAUCUUCGCCUUCUGUAGACCCAAGUCCCCCAGCCUCUCAACAGGUAGACCAUGGUGAGGAAUGUCGUCGCCUCCAAGGGCUAGUGAAGAAACUGAAGAGUGAUAGGAAGGCACUUCAAAAUCUCCUACUCAAUAAAGAAUUAGAUAUCAAGCAGUUACUGCAGGCUAAGGCUGAAGUGGAGCUGGAGUUGCAGAAGUGGCAGAAUAAGAUGGAAAAAAAGAGUAUGGAAGAUCAGACUUUAAGUGAGGAAAUCCAGAACCUGACGUGGAAAGUAGGGAAACUGGAGUCCAAAUUGGAGGAAGAGAAGAGACAAAUGGCAAAAGAUACAAUGGAAAAGCUUAAUAAGUCUUCACCAGUCUGCAUGGUUAAAGGCAAAGAAGAUCACAGGAAGGAACAAGCAGCCAAAAUCAUCCAGAGACACUGGAAGAUGUACCAAAACAAGAAGGAAGAAAUCGCUCUGGAUAAGGCAGUCAUUAUGCUUCAGGCAGCUUUCAGAGGACAUCUAGCUCGACAGAAACUGUUACUGAAUAACAGGAUGCAUGAUGCAAAAUCUCACAACAAGAGCUCCUGCAUGUCUCCUGUGUCAAACUCCUUGAGCUUGUCUUCUUAUUGUGAGAAGAAAGAUGAGAUUGUGACAUUCAUCCAGUCCAUUUUCAGGGCUCACUUAGCACGUACAGUACUGCUUGAGAAGAAUAUGUCUUUUUGCAGACCCUCUGUGUCCAGUGCACCAAGUGAGAAAGCAGAUCCUGCAGUUUACAUUACAGAGAAGAAACCAGUCUCAGCAGCACUCCAGAGACCUCCUUCAAUCUUCAUGUCGUCUCUUCCUGCCAGGUCCUCUGAAAAGCAAUCGCAGCCUACUCCCUCUCUGUCUGUGGAUGAAGCUCACUCAGAUGAUUCCGAUGAUAUUGUCAUUGUCUCGCCAUUGUUGCAGACGAAGAAAAACUACACCCACUUUUAAGUUUUGGUAACAGGCUCUGGUGAUCUUGAAUUAUUCAAUUCACAAAACUAUUGCUACCACGAUAAAGCAUAUCAAAGAUGAAAAAAGGGGGAAUGAGUAGUUGUUUGAUACAUUGUCUCUGCAGACUUUAUGGCCACUGACUGUUAACCUUAUCCUCCUGGUACGCAGAGAGAGUUUGGAUUUAAAAACUAAAACACAACACUUUAAUGUUUUCUCUCACCAUGAGGAUUAUAAAUUCAAUUGCCAAAUUUAAAUGAAAGCAAUAAAACCCUAAGCUAUUUCAUGUCAAACAAAGUUUUGUUUCAGCUCAACUAAAAUACUUUGUUUAAUCAAAAAGUGAUUGAUGACAAGGUUCCAAUUUUCAGCCUGUGUUUGUGAAGGGGAACAGCUUGUAUUUGUUACCAGGUCCUCUCUGUUUAAAAUUUUUUACUGUGUCAUAUUUUAAUAUCUUUUUUGUUUAUUUUUAUACCGAACAUUUACAGUCUGUGCAGACCUUGUAAAGGCUUUUAGAAAGACAUUUCUUUGUCAUAGGACUAUUCUAGGCCUACUGUAUCACCAGGGUUUUCUUAUUUAUUGCUUUUUCCAAGUGUGCUUGCGAUGAUAUGUAUAGUACCAUUUUGUAUUUGAAAUAUCCGAUCAUGUAAUCAGUUUUUUGUAUUUGUCAGAGAAGAUGCAUAACAGCAGGAGUGUUCAUGAAUGAUUGCUUGUGAAUGCUUUUUCUGCUUACGUCUGACAAAGAUGAGUGGAUUAUGCAAGGUCAUCUCUAAUAUGUGAAAACAUUUGACGUAGGAGAUAUGUUGCUUUAUGGCCUAUUUUAGCUUACAUCACUCAACUGUCUGAAACUUUCACCUAACUAGAUCGCUCAUACACUGAGCACUAAGGGGUUUUAAGUCUCUAAUGUUGCUUUGCUGUUGUUGAUGUCUCAGUACUACCUUUUGCACACAUUUUUUAUAUAUAUAUUUUCUAUAUAAAAUAAGCACAGUUAAAUGCAGCCACAGGCUGGGAGAGGGAUCACAAUAUACAGCCAUCUUCUGUCAUCAGGUAAAGCUAAAAGGCUGAGUGCAGGAAAGCACGGGCACUGCCUGCACUGUUCUGAGGGGUAUGGAUUGGGAUAAGCAUUAUAUGCAAAACCCAACCCACGCAGUUUGGUUUAGGAACAGGAGUGGUAGGUUGGAUUAUAAUAGAAAUCAAGACUGCAUCCAAAAAUAACACUAUUAGACUGUAAAUGGGCUGUGGAGAGUAUGGUCACAGGGGUCUUUCCAGAUCUGCAGGCUGUACUUCUUGACUGGAAGGAGGACCUUCUAGUUCCUACUGUCAUGCCAACAUCCUUCAUAGGUAUUAAAAUAUAUGUGGUGUUUUUUAAGAUGAGCUAGAUAAAUUAUAUGAUAUUUACUGGAAGAAGAAUAUAAUGUUAUAAACACACAGUGAAAUUUUUUGGAGACCCUAAUGGUUUCUUUGUCAUCAAGGAGUAAUAAAGCCUCCUGUAAACAGAAAGCACACUUUUAAAUAUAAGAUUUUUAUCACCUUUUCCCUCUUCUUUUUUUUUAAAUUAAAAAUCAGUCACCACUGUUUUGCAGAAUACUAAUAAGUCAGAGCUGUCUCAGUUCUUUGAUUUCAAUGAAGCACUAUCGGAGGCUUAUCAUAGUUCAUGCCAGUACUUGCAACCAAAGAGGAAACUGGAUGGCUGCAGCACAAUGCAGCUGAUUUCGUUUAAUCCCAUCAGUGGAAAUGCUGCCUGUGCUAUUUCCAAAGGCAGUUUUGGGAGCUCUCCAUACCCAAAGCAGUCUGAAGAAUGUCAUUUACACUCCCAUUGGGUAAAUUUUUCCUGCUGGUACUUUGGUCACAUGACUGUCAUCUGCAGAGAGAAUAAAAAAUAUAAAAAAUAAAAAUAAUAAAAGGGAUAGAAUCCUCUUGGCAGAAGCUGAGACCUGUCUCCCUCUUUUUCUAGAAGUCAUGUUAUGAAAAAGAGUCAUUUUGCUAAAUAGAAGCAGAGCUAUAUUGAGUUGCUUAUGUAUACGAUUUCAAGUCUGUAACUGUGACUCUGUCAUGGAUACCUCCAGAGAGAGUAACUAGAGCUGAAGACUCUGACACGUUAAGGGGAGAGUAUAUAGCGUGCCAGGACCAAGACUGAUAAAAAAUAACUACCUAGCUGUUAUCUUAUAGAGAAAUACUUGGACAGCAAAUCUAAUGAAGAUGAUGUUCUUUUACUUUGCUGUAAUAACCAAUAUGAAAGUGUUAGGAAGUAGAUACAGAGCAGAAAGACUUGCAUUUUAACCGAGUCUAUGGCUCGCAGUAGUGCUGUCAAUAGACAAGUUCUGGGAUAAAGGGGAGAGAAGUAUCUUGGUAUGACUGAAAGGCACUGACAGAAAUCAGGGUGAAGUGGAGCAAACGUUUUCUGGGAUGAAUGAAAAUGUGUCUAGAGCUUCCUAAAUUUGAGUCUGCUAUCUCAUAGCCAUCAAAAAUCUGAUACUUAACUUGAGCCAGGCUUCAAACUCAUAUCUGAGUUUGGAAGAUAACUGUAUGCUUGCUGCACGUCAGCAUUUGGUGUGGUACAGUGGAAAAAGAAACCUCCACAGUAUUAGUAGCCUUUAAUGUUUGGUUAGAUUCUGUCAUGGCAUGUGCUGAAAGGAGUAGUAAUUGACACUAGGUUUCAUUCUCUGGUUAUCUGGCUGAAUGCCAGCACCUGUAAAUCUGAGAAGAAAUGUAGAACAAUGAAGGAAGAAAAAGUUAAUUUUGGAAUAAAUAGUGUUUUUCCUUAACAGGGAGCUGAGGGCAGUAAAAAUCGGCAUGGCUCAAACCUGUCGGGAUAGGCCCAAUACAAACAUACUCAGCUUCUGAAAAAUACAUCUUCUGUAGAAAGCACUGGUAACCUUAUGGUGGCAUCAAGGCCUUGAAUUAAAAUUAAACUCCACUAUAACCUACGUGAUCUAACAGCACACUUUCCAUUCUACUGGUAAGGGAUAAUGUUGCCUACUUAAAACCUUUUGCAAUUUACAGUAGUGUUUGGUUAGAGAUAGUGUGUGAAUAUAGAGAUCUGACUUUCAUGGGAUGUCUCUCUUGAUCUCUUUUUGCCCUUAAGUGCCUAUGCCUGUAAAUCUUUACUGAGGCAUCAAGACCUGAAAACUGUAUUGUUUUCUGCAUAGCUAUAAAAAUAAUCCCUGCACAAGCAACUUCUAAUAUAGUCGAAAUGGAAAAGGAUUAAUCUUGGCAUAUGAGAGCGCCAUUAAUUUUUAUGAUCUUUUUAAUAUUUAGAACUGUGCAAGCCUUUUGAUGUAAUUUAUUUGGGGAUCUUUUAAAAGCUAAACCAAACACAAUGUAUUUUCUCCCAAUUGUUGAACUUUCAAAUAAAGUUAAUGU
Molecule: messenger RNA, 5559 nt
Organism: Grus americana (Whooping crane)
Lineage: Eukaryota; Metazoa; Chordata; Aves; Gruiformes; Gruidae
Gene: IQCE
Product: IQ motif containing E
Exons: 22
Coding region: 124-2202 (692 amino acids)
Molecular function (GO): protein binding
Source: RefSeq, a predicted model, not a curated record